Messenger RNA from Macrobrachium nipponense, 1506 nucleotides. RefSeq names its product dnaJ homolog subfamily C member 7 homolog. Bases 1 to 1506 code for a protein of 501 amino acids. The transcript has a single exon. The record is from RefSeq and is a predicted model, not a curated record. Gene Ontology annotation, molecular function: protein binding. Lineage: Eukaryota; Metazoa; Arthropoda; Malacostraca; Decapoda; Palaemonidae.
AUGUUGGCAUUUGGUAAAUUUAACUUUGUGAAAAACUUAUUGGCUCUGAUCCCUGCCGGAUCAGUGGUACCUUUUAUUAAUGGAAAUUGGAUCCGAAACCUCGGAUUAUCUAUUGGUAAACACGCAGUAGCUGCUUGUUCGGGGAGUGCAAUUUUUGGCCGCGUACAUCAGUACAUUGAAGGCCAGAAGGCUCCCCAGAUUGGUCAAGAUGCUACCACACGGAAGAACGACGACGACCUUCACUGCGCUACUGAAAUGAUCUCGCUUUUGAAGGAAGAAUGGAAAGACGCAAAGGAGGAGUACUUUUUCCUCCUAGAUGAAUUCGAAGAGAUGAACUUUAACGAAGCUACUGAGAUGAGAAGGAAUCAAAAUUUGCUCGACGAUUUCAAGGAAGAAAGGUAUAACAUCGAAAAGCUUGGUAAAAAUCUCGACUAUGCUGAAGAAGAAAAUAAACUUCUGAAGAAGAAAAUAGAAGAAUUGGAGGACGAAUUAAUCCAGAAAGCCAAGGAAGUUGAAACUGUAUACGAACAGCUAGCACGGAAGGAGACAGAAUGUGAAAGCCAUCGAGAAAAACUGGAAGAACUCCAGAACCAAGUCGUGGACAAUGAUUUCUAUUGUGGAUACCUUGAAGAGAAGGUGAGGACCCACGAAGCCGAAAGAAAAAGGCUGCUCCAGGCGACGACACAUCUCGAGGAGAGAUUGCAAGCCUCACAGCGAGAAGUGUCUGCUCUAAAAAGAAAUCAUGACCUAGAGAAAACUCACAGUAAUCAGACUCAAAAGAAUCUAGGCGAUAAGAAGAAGGUCCAUAUCCAGGAAACCACAGAUCAGUCGCUUCAACAGGACGAUGAAAAAAUGAAUGGGACAUUAGAGGAACAAGAACGACUAGUAUCCGUGAUAUACAAUUAUAUGACAAAUGAAAAGAAUAAGACUAAUGCUCUGGUUGAAGAAAACAAGGUAAAAGGAAACAUGUUCUGUAAACUUGGUCGGCUGGAAGAAGCAAGUGAAUGUUUCCUCAGAGUAUUGGAUAUGGACGACAAUCACGAGGACUACAGGCUAAGACUGGGAUUAUGCCUCUUGUUGCUUGGCAGACACAGGGAAGCUAUGAUGCAGCUUGAGAAAUUAGAUGAUCAAGAAGAUUUGGUUGCAGCUGCCAAAACCCUACAAAGAAUGCAACGUCAUGGCUGCCCAUACUACAUCCUAGGUAUUGCAGAGGAUGCUAAUUUAAAGGCAAUAAAGUGGGCCUAUAGGAAGCGGGCACUGAAGUUCAACCCUGAUAACUGCCAAGGAUCUGAAGAAGAGCGACAUCGCAGAAUGGAUAUCAUGCAGAAGGUCAACUAUGCUAAUGAUCUCCUAUGCGAUGCUGAUGAAAGAGGAGAAUACGACGCAGUCAGGGAGUUCAUCAAGGACCUGGCAGCUGAAAUGUUUCAGGGUCCUCAGAAGGCAAUGAAAGUAAAGAAGAAGAAACCUGGAAGGACAACGAAGAGGCCGAAAACUAAAGGGAACUAG